Boleophthalmus pectinirostris (great blue-spotted mudskipper) is the source of this 1436-nucleotide messenger RNA. RefSeq lists its product as uncharacterized. The transcript has 5 exons. Bases 104 to 1243 code for a protein of 379 amino acids. NCBI's taxonomy places the organism in Eukaryota, Metazoa, Chordata, Actinopteri, Gobiiformes, Gobiidae. The record is from RefSeq and is a predicted model, not a curated record.
GGCCUGGUCGGUGUAAAAAGCUCAGCCUCUGCUCAUCCCUCUGUCUGUUUUUAAUGUAGUUCUGUGACAGAAGUGGCCUAGUUUGGCGCUUGGACUUGACACAAUGGAGCUUUUGAUACGGUGGGUGUUCUGUUUGGUUGCAGUCGCAGCACACUGGGCAAAUGCAGUAAGUUUUGGAUUUGUUGGAUUUGAAGACCCAAAUAAGCCUCAUGUUCCCAAACCAGGGAUGGGGCUUCUGAAGCCUUGGCCUCCAAGACUGGUGGUGAACCAGCCGCAGGUGAGACCACCAGGCCUAGUAUUCAUGCCUCCACCAACUUUAGCAACCCCAAGACCACCCGUGUUUGCAGUUGUAAAGCCCCAGAAACCCGCUGUCCGCCCCACUGACUACCCCCCUUUCCACCCCCCUCCUUAUACCAUUUACAGGCCGUGGAGGGUGCCUGCAAACACCCAAACGCAGUCGGGGCAAUCCCAAAACCUGCCCCAAAAACAACCGACCCAACUGCCCCAACAAACUCCACCUCAAGUUCCCGCAAAGGUUCCUGGACAAUACGGUGCUUACUGGGUCCAAGUACCGAGCUAUUUAAACUUGGGUCAACAGAAGCCUCAGGUAUUUGAACCCACUGUGGCUCCUCCGGCAACAAAAUCACCAAACUACCCAUUUCCACAAGCUCCUGGUAAUUCGUAUCAAAAUCUAUUCAUGCGACUAUUGUCCAAACCUACUGCGUUACCAGGCAAUGUGGUAAAACCAAGAAAAGAUGUUACAGAAAAGCCCACUCAGGUACCAGUUAAAGUAUAUGUGGGGCAACCAAUGAAUCCACCACCUAAAACACAAAUGGGAGGAGGAUUUGUCAACUAUGGGCAACCAAUGAAUCCACCACCUAAAACACAAAUGGGAGGAGGAUUUGUCAACUAUGGGAAACCACAGCAAGUCCCAGAACCACCUCAAGACGUAAGGGGACCACCGCUGUCUGACUUUCCAGCUUAUCCACAGUAUCCUCCAUAUAAGUUUGUUCCGCAUGUGCCAGGAUACUACAUCUAUCCUCUGUACCCUGAUAAUCAUCACAAUCCUCCUCCUCCUCCUUAUCAUCCUCUUCCCCCUCAUCAUCCUCUUCCCCCUUUUCCCCUGCCAGCAGAAAAACCAGCAUAUUCAAUAAAGGGACCUCCCAUCUUGCAGAAGGAAGAGAAGCCCAGCUUUCAGUGGUCCCCUGAAGGGCACUGGAUUCCAGUUUUUUCAAGUGAAUAAUCCACAAACAAAUCUUAAGUCACUUUAUAAUUUGGGUUUCACAAGACUACACCUGGCAGGUCCAAGUGCCAAUGUACCUGUCACUUUGGCCACAUGUCAAGCCAUCGUGCCACUCAGCAAGAUGACUUUUAAGGAACUACAGUUUGCGUUUUCACAAUCAAGAAUUUUACAAAUAAAAAAACACAGCAUUUUA